Molecule: messenger RNA, 579 nt
Organism: Hevea brasiliensis (rubber tree)
Lineage: Eukaryota; Viridiplantae; Streptophyta; Magnoliopsida; Malpighiales; Euphorbiaceae
Exons: 3
Coding region: 163-375 (70 amino acids)
Source: RefSeq, a predicted model, not a curated record
CAAAUCGGAUUGGAAUCUUUACGCAACCAAACGAGCCCUUAAAUAGUCUAGCGUCUGCUUCUGGUUCGUCUCUCUAAAUACUACGAAAUUGACUUUACUUGGAUUAGCUUCCACCUCCAUCAAGCGCCAAAAGAAUAUCUCUAUCCAUCGCCGACGCCAAUAAUGACUCGCGGAAACCAGAGGGAGCGCGAUCGUGAACGAGCUCAGGCUCGUACCUCCGGAAAGGGUGCCAAGACCAAGGACGACGGCUUGACCCCCGAACAGCGUCGCGAAAGGGAUGCGAAAGCACUGCAAGAGAAGGCGGCGAAGAAGGCUGGCCAGGCUGCAGCGGGAGGGGAAUCUUCGGGAGGUAAAGGGAAAGAUAAUAAGAAAUAAAGAGAAGUUUGUUAUGUCCAUUGGGUUUUUUCCUUCUUUUUAAUUUUUUGAAUUGUAAUUGUGGUGUUAAAGUCAGGAUUUAUUUAUCUGUGGGAAUUAAUUUGAAGUGGAUUUGAGAUUUAGCAGGUUGUGAUGUUUGAAACCUUGAUAAUGCUGGAUAACGGUUGAUGUGUAUUUAAGAAUCCCUAUUUCUUAUUGUUUUAA